GAGUCUUUUUUUGCUGAUUCUGACGAAAAAUUUUCAACCAUGAAUUCUGGUACUUCAAGUAUAUGCGUGCUCAAAUCGUUGUUACGACAAACUGCAAGACUUCACCAUGUUUCUUUCUUUUCAACUUCUUCUAAUGAGCCAUCAGAUGGCUGUGCAAGCAAGGCAAAAAAACCAAGAAGAGUGAAAACACCAAUUGGCAAACUUGAUGAAAUUGAAGAAGGGCAGCAUCCCUAUCAAGAAAAAGAACCAUUGAAGCCAUGGCCAAACAAUACAAAUCCAACAACUGGUGAAGUUGGUGGACCAAAGGGCCCAGAGCCAACAAGGUAUGGAGAUUGGGAGCGGAAAGGGAGAGUCUCUGAUUUUUAAGAAAUACUGUCUUGUCAAACAUAGUUUACUUAUGAAAACACAAUACAAAUACUGGAGGUUAUAAACAUCAA
Molecule: messenger RNA, 437 nt
Organism: Daphnia magna
Lineage: Eukaryota; Metazoa; Arthropoda; Branchiopoda; Diplostraca; Daphniidae
Product: succinate dehydrogenase assembly factor 4, mitochondrial
Exons: 4
Coding region: 40-366 (108 amino acids)
Biological process (GO): mitochondrial respiratory chain complex II assembly
Cellular component (GO): mitochondrion
Source: RefSeq, a predicted model, not a curated record